CUCGAGCGCUUAUCCUGCAUGUCCCUUGCCGAACCUUGUGAUCGGUAUAACAAAUGCAGAAUUACAAAAAUUUCCGCUUUGGAAUUAGCCUUACCGUUGAUGACCAUUACACAUCGACAGCUGAAGAGUACCUAGGUACGCAGCGUAAAUGUCGGAUUUAAGGUCAUGAUGUGGGGCAGCACAGACGACAGUGCAUCCAGUCCAGGAAGUGGCAUCACUGAGACACGAGAAAGAACACCCGAAGAACUCUAUUUGCCUCCUCUGUCCAAUCAGAGAAGCUGGAAUGUUAAGUUUCUCAAGGCCGUUCACACGUACCUGGAGCUCCCAAACGACGAUGCAAGUGUCGGGACUUCGGCGGAGUUAGAGAGUGGUAUGGAUAGUCUUCAGUAAGUGAGGGGUGGCUUUGGUUCGCCUAUGAGAUCAUGAAAUUCCUCAACUGACACCAAAUUCCCAUACAAACGUAUCUCGUCUCAACAUAUUCAUCUAUCAAUAUGGCAUUUGCAGCCCCACCACCACCAAAAACAGCCCUUGGCUACUAUCGGAUGCUCUCGCCAACUGCUUCGAUUCGUGUUAGCCCAUUGUGCCUCGGGGCCAUGAACUUUGGAGACGCCUGGAAAGAUUUCAUGGGGGAGUGCGAUCAAAAGACCUCCGAGGAGAUUCUGGAUUUCUUCUACGAGUCUGGAGGAAACUUUAUCGACACUGCCAAUAAUUAUCAGAAAGAGGAGUCGGAGAUGUGGAUCGGAGAGUGGAUGAAGAAGCGAGGCAAUAGAGACCAACUGGUUAUUGCUACCAAGUUCACGACUUGCUUUAGAACCGGUUAUGGUGGUGGAAAGGAGAUCAUCGUCAACACUGCUGGGAACGGAACCAAGUCACUGCACUUAUCCGUCGAAGCUAGCUUGAAGAAGUUGCAGACAAGUUACAUCGAUCUUCUCUAUGUUCACUGGUGGGAUUUCACUUGCUCUAUCCCCGAGCUUAUGCAAUCUUUGAACCAUCUCGUCGCUGCGGGCAAAGUCCUCUAUCUUGGAAUCUCAGAUACCCCAGCGUGGAUUGUUUCCAAAGCCAACGAGUACGCCCGUCAGAACCAUCUCCGUCAAUUCUCCGUCUAUCAGGGACGUUGGAGUGCAGAGCACCGUGACUUCGAGCGCGAUAUCAUUCCCAUGUGUCGUGACGAAGGUAUGGGUUUGGCUCCAUGGGGAGCCCUCGGAGGCGGGAACUUCAAGUCCGAUGAUCAGCGCAAGAGCCAGGAGGGUCGUAAGAUGGGACAGGCGAGUGAGGCUGCCAUUAAAAUCAGCAGAGUACUUGAGAAGAUCGCCACUGCCAAGAAGACGCAAAUCACGAGUGUCGCUUUGGCCUAUGUGAUGCAGAAGACGCCAUAUGUCUUUCCCAUUAUCGGGGGACGCAAAAUUGAUCACCUGAAGGGUAAUAUUGAAGGGUUGAGUUUGACAUUGACAGAAGAAGAUAUCAAUGCUAUCGAGGAAGCAAAUGCGUUCGAUAUUGGCUUCCCACACAACUUCUUGGGUGGACCAAAGGGUGUCCACAGCCCUAGUGAUGUCUGGUUGAUGUCACACGCUGGGCAGCAACAACACGUUGAGUGGCAGAAGCCCAUCGCCCCUGUCACGAAGGAAUAGAAAUUAGCUAUUGCACAUGAAGAUGAGAAUGAACCGUACACAUUAUAUGCAAGCUGGUAGUGAAUUCAAUUUGAAAUGCACGAGAUUUCUCACUCUUUUUUCUGUCCCUUUCUUCUCUUUCAU
This is a messenger RNA of Cadophora gregata, 1751 nucleotides long. RefSeq lists its product as uncharacterized. NCBI's taxonomy places the organism in Eukaryota, Fungi, Ascomycota, Leotiomycetes, Helotiales, Ploettnerulaceae. The coding region runs from base 492 to 1628 and encodes 378 amino acids. The record is from RefSeq and is a predicted model, not a curated record. The transcript has 6 exons.